Molecule: messenger RNA, 1323 nt
Organism: Saxophila tyrrhenica
Lineage: Eukaryota; Fungi; Ascomycota; Dothideomycetes; Mycosphaerellales; Extremaceae
Exons: 1
Coding region: 1-1323 (440 amino acids)
Biological process (GO): transmembrane transport
Cellular component (GO): membrane
Molecular function (GO): transmembrane transporter activity
Source: RefSeq, a predicted model, not a curated record
AUGUCUACCGGAGAGAAGCUCACGAAAACCACUUCUCAUACAGAAGGCUACGACCUGACGGCUGUCGAGGAGACCGAGCCCCCAAUCUCGACAACUUCAGCUGGAGAGGCUCCAGAUGGUGGCUUCUACGCUUGGCUGGCCGUCUCAGGCACUUGUCUGGUAUUCUUCAACACCUGGGGAUUGGUCCAGACAUUUGGUGCAUACCAAAGUUACUACACAACGGAUUUGUUGUCAUCCUAUAAUGCCUCUGCGAUUUCAUGGAUCGGAACCAUCCAAGCCUUCCUCUUGGUCUUUGGGGGCGUGAUCACUGGGCCGUUCUUCGACCAGGGCUAUUUCCGCGUCCUAGUAAUGAUCGGCUCGUUCAUGAUCGUACUCGGGAUGAUGAUGCUCAGCCUUGCCCGCACCUACUGGCAGAUCCUCCUCGCGCAGAGCAUCUGUGUUGGUGCAGGCAGUGGGAUGCUGUUCACGCCUUCUCUGGCGCAGGUAACGGUCCUCUUCAGCCGCCGACGACCCAUUGCGCUUGGGCUGUCAAUGAUGGGAACGGGACUGGGUGGAAUCGUCUACCCCAUCGUGUUUCGACAACUGGAGCCGAAAGUCGGCUUCGGAUGGGCAACACGAGUUAUUGCUUUUAUAUCAUUUGGCACACUGUCUGUCGCAGUCGUCGUGCUGUGCUGGCAAAAACCUGCGAAGAAGCCACCCCGGUCACUGUUCGACUGGACGGCGUGGAAGGAGCCCCCAUUCGUCACAUACACACUCUCCACGUUCCUUACAUUCACCGGAUACUGGGUUCCGUGGUUCUUCAUCCCCCUGUACGGACAAUUCGCCGUCGGGGCCACAGCAACCUUCUCCGCCUACCUCCUCUCCAUCACCAACGCCACCGGUAUCGUGGGCCGUCUCACAACCCCACUCCUCCAGCGCAGUCUCACACCCCUCCAGACCAUCCUCUUCGCGCACAUCCUAGUUGUCAUCCUCAUCUGGGCGUGGUUGGGCAUCGGCAGCAGCUUCGGUGGCUUCGUCACCUUCUGCGUCCUCUGGGGUCUCUUUAGCGGUCCGCUCGCUGUUCUGCCGGCAGCUGCGGUGGCGGAGCUCAGUCCGAGUUUGAAUGUGGUGGGGACACGGAUGGGGAUGGUGUGGGCUGUGUCGUCGGUGGGAAAUCUAGUUGGACCUCCGAUUGCUGGCGCCGUGUCGAAUCCGUCAGAGGAUGACUUUUUGGGAGGGCAGAUCUAUGCUGGCGUUACGAUGGCGGGGGCGAUUGCUUUGCUUGCGGUGACGGUGGUGCUCUUGAAGCGGAAGAAGAAGGGUGAGGGAAAGGUAGAAGGUUGA